Molecule: messenger RNA, 1355 nt
Organism: Betta splendens (Siamese fighting fish)
Lineage: Eukaryota; Metazoa; Chordata; Actinopteri; Anabantiformes; Osphronemidae
Gene: blvrb
Product: biliverdin reductase B
Exons: 5
Coding region: 1-636 (211 amino acids)
Source: RefSeq, a predicted model, not a curated record
AUGUUGCUGCUGGAUCCCGGAACCACUGCCCAUCAGGCCUCAACUCUGCAGCAGCCCAGCAUCUCUAGUGCAAAGAAACAGUUGCAUAAAGUCUCAGGGUACAACGUGACAGUCCUGGUGCGGGACACGUCCAGGCUGCCUGCCGACCACAAGGCAUCCAGAGUGGUGGUGGGGGACGUGCUGAACAAAGAGGACGUGAAGAAGGCAAUGGAGGGCCAGGACGCUGUCAUCAUCGUCCUGGGCACCAGAGAUGACCUCGGCCCGACCACCAUGAUGUCAGAGGGCACAAAGAACAUUAUUGAAGCCAUGAAGGCUCGCGGGAUCCGUAAAGUGAUUGGCUGCAUGUCAGCCUUCCUGCUGUGGGACCGCUCCAAGGUCCCACCCCGUCUGGUUCCUGUGACCGAGGACCAUGACAGGAUGUACACCGUUCUGAAGGCAUCAGGCUUGGACUACGUGGCAGUCAUGCCUCCUCACAUUGCAGGUGACCUUCCUCUGACGGAGCGUUACAUGACAGCAGAGAACAUGCUGAAGGGAAGAGCCAUCUCCAAACUCGACCUGGGGCAUUUCUUUGUUAAAUGUCUCGCGAGUACAGAGUGGGACGGCAAAACUGUGGGAGUGUGGGGAGAGUACAAGUAGUCUAGAAAAUCCAGAACAACGCACCACUGUGGCCUAACCUUCGCUAAAGUUCAAUUGCUUUUUGUCCCUAAUCACCAAAACAUCAUAAAGAAAAAUAUUUGCUAAUGCUAAGAAAUAAAUGAAGGGAAAAUGAAGGUGCUACAUUCUGUUUAGCUGUUUCACUGUCAGCAUUAAGAAUUAGCAGCUUUUUCUUGGUGUUGUUAUAUUUUAUACAAGCUCUAAUUUGAGCCUUGUCGUUUUGUCAUAAUGAUGCUGGAGAUAUUACAACAUGUACUUUUGGCAUAACAUUGAUCAUCAAUCAUCAUUGAUCAUUGCUGAUCAAUAGUAAAUCUAUUUUCAUAUUUAGAUGUAAAAAAAUAAACGACUUCUUGUAAGAGGUUAUGGUGUCAAUAUAAAGUGGUUAAAGUAAUUCCAGGAUAUAUGAUAUGAUAAGCAUUUGUUCACUACUGGUUCAUCAUCAUCAUUCAAGUUACAAAAAGAUGACCUACAUUAGACAUUUGGCCUUCUUCCGCUUCUGCCAAAUAAGUUACGAAGGUUUUUAUUACUUUUGGAUAAAUAUUUCACUUUGUUAUUUUACUACACAUUUAUAAGAUCAAAUAAUUAUUUUACAGAAAUGUUUAUUUGCUGCAUAACUAUAUUUGAUAUAUUUAAGAUGUUUAAUAAAGCGGUCACAUUUGUUUUACACGGAUCAAACCAAUAAAUGUUUUUUGAGUACAGGA